Dendrobium catenatum is the source of this 570-nucleotide messenger RNA. Its product is annotated as LOB domain-containing protein 25-like. The transcript has 2 exons. The record is from RefSeq and is a predicted model, not a curated record. NCBI's taxonomy places the organism in Eukaryota, Viridiplantae, Streptophyta, Magnoliopsida, Asparagales, Orchidaceae. The coding region runs from base 1 to 570 and encodes 189 amino acids.
AUGGCAUCUUCAAGUACUACCAUCUUCGGCUCUCCUUGCGCCGCUUGCAAGUUCCUUCGUCGAAAAUGCAUGCCUGGUUGCAUCUUUGCCCCCUACUUUUCCCCUGAAGAACCUCAAAAGUUCAUCAAUGUGCAUAAAGUGUUUGGUGCAAGUAAUGUAACAAAGCUCCUUAAUGAGCUUCUUCCGAGCCAACGCGAAGACGCAGUGAACUCUCUCGCCUAUGAAGCCGAAGCUCGUAUAAAAGACCCUAUCUAUGGCUGCGUCGGUGCCAUCUCCGUCCUCCAGCGCCAAGUGCAGAGGCUACAGAAGGAGCUGGAUGCAACCCGCGCCGAACUCCUCCGAUAUGCUUAUGUUGAACAUCGUUCGGCAAACAUUUCGACAAUUAGUUCAAGGCUCCAUUAUCCGUAUGAUCUACCAUCCCCAACUCAUGGAUUACUGCCUAGUUUCACUAAUUAUUAUCUUCCCCGUUCAUGGAAUGCUUCUACUAGCAACUCUUCAACAGAUAUUGCAUUCACCAUGGACAUGAUGCCCAUGUUCCUGGCUGAGUUACUUUACAUACAAAUCUUCUAA